CCGCCGGCGCCCGGCGACUACGUCUUCCCCGGCGACGGCACCCGACUCGUCAUCCCGUACCCCUUCGAUUUCGUCUGCCACGUCAAGGCGAGACACGCGGGCGCGAACGUCGUCGCCAUGUUCGCGAAGGAGUUCCCGGCGAGGGACCGGGGGUACUACGAGGCGGCGCACGCGGCGGGGUACCUCCGCGGAAUGAGCGGCGGCGACGACGAGACGGUCGAGCCCCUAAGACCGCUCGCCGCGGGCGAGCGCGUGCGCCACUGGCUCCACAGGCACGAACCCCCCGUGCUCGAUCAUCCCGUGGACGUCGUCGCCGUCACGGACGACCUCGUCGCCGUGCACAAGCCCGCGACGAUGCCCGUGCACCCCACGGGACAGUACCGCAAGAAUACCGUCCUCGGGGUGCUCGCGGCGACGCGGCGGGACCUAGGGCGGCUCUCCCCGGCGCACAGGCUGGACCGAAACGUGUCGGGGUUGUUGCUCAUGGCGCGCAACGCGCGGACGGCGAGCGCGCUGAGGGAGGCGCUGGCGGAGGGU
This is a messenger RNA of Micromonas commoda, 537 nucleotides long. RefSeq lists its product with no specific name. The record is from RefSeq and is a predicted model, not a curated record. NCBI's taxonomy places the organism in Eukaryota, Viridiplantae, Chlorophyta, Mamiellophyceae, Mamiellales, Mamiellaceae. Gene Ontology annotation, biological process: pseudouridine synthesis. Gene Ontology annotation, molecular function: RNA binding; pseudouridine synthase activity. The annotation marks the transcript as partial. The transcript is spliced from 2 exons.